Messenger RNA from Racocetra persica, 806 nucleotides. The record is from the annotation of a GenBank genome assembly. Lineage: Eukaryota; Fungi; Glomeromycota; Glomeromycetes; Diversisporales; Gigasporaceae.
CCAAAUACAAGGUUUCUAAAGAAAUAACUUAUACACUUAAAUUCAAAUAUUUCUUUACCACUAAUCAACCAGCUCAGACAUUUUCGAAUGGGGAUUUAGUUUUUAUUUCGGGUAAAUACAUUAUUGAAAAUUCUGAACCGUGUUUUACCAUUGCAUACUCAAGUAUUGUUGAUAAUAAAAAUAUCAACCGUGAAUUGGACAUGAGUAAUGUUCCCAUAACUAUUCCUCACUCUAUGUACUUUGUGACUGUUAAUCGUGAGCCAAAGAAUGUCGAAAAUUUUAUUCAUUUUGGUGUUGAUACAGUUCAAUAUAAUUCUGUUACCAGUACACCUAACGUUAAAAUGGACAUGACGAUUAUUUACCCUCUCGAUUUGCCCAGAUUUAAAUAUUUAAGCUAUUUAGGUUCAAAUAUUAAAUUACUUUCCAAUUAUUUCGUAUUGGGUCUUUUUAAGUUCUCAAAGUCCAGCAAGAUAAUGAUUGAAGCAACAGAUAUUGAUUAUCUAAGAACUUCUACCAUAAAUAUUGGUGCAUCUGAAAAUUCAUAUUCGAACGUAGCGGAUACACCAUCUAUAAUCGAUAUUAUUGACGAUGAUAUCGAUUCUACUAUCACAAAAAUGCCCAAAAAUCAAUAUGGUUCAAAUAAAAGAUCAGCAAAUUCUACUAAUGCUGAUGUUGAAGCUGAAAAGGCUAUAGAUUUAUCCUGUAAUGAAGAUUUGCAAGACGUUGAAGAACAAGAAGAAUCACAUCAUAGAAAGAGAAAAAAAACCCCUAGGAAAACUACAAAAGAAAAAAAAAAAGUAAAUUAA